AUCAAAGAAUACUAACAAUAGCAAAAGAGCUGAGAUCAUUGAAGUAAAUAAUAAUGGAAAUAUUAACAAUGAAGAAAGAAAUGAGAUUGUUGAUGUUGUGCAAGAAAACAUAACAAUAUCAACAAAUAGAACAAAUAGAACAUAUAGAAUACAUAAUCAUCAUCGAAAUGAUAACACUCUGUUUCAAAAUUAUAGUAUCAUGGAUAUCACAACUGAUGAAAGAGAUGAUACAGAUAAUGCCUCAGGUGAGAUUGAAGGUAAUGAUUAUAAUAUCUCAAAUGAAAUAGUUGAUGAGGAAGCAACUGAUGGAAGAGAUGAUACAUAUAAUGUCUCAGAUGAAAUAGUUGAUGAAAAAGAAAGCAUAGAAAGAAGAAUAUUAGAAAAUUCGAAACAAAAAAUGGUCACUCCAAGAAGAAAAUCUUCUUUUGAAUUUUAUUUUGAGGAAAAGUAUCAAUGCUAA
Entrophospora candida is the source of this 460-nucleotide messenger RNA. The record is from the annotation of a GenBank genome assembly. NCBI's taxonomy places the organism in Eukaryota, Fungi, Glomeromycota, Glomeromycetes, Entrophosporales, Entrophosporaceae.